Seriola dumerili (greater amberjack) is the source of this 339-nucleotide messenger RNA. RefSeq names its product helix-loop-helix protein 2-like. The transcript has a single exon. NCBI's taxonomy places the organism in Eukaryota, Metazoa, Chordata, Actinopteri, Carangiformes, Carangidae. Gene Ontology annotation, biological process: regulation of transcription by RNA polymerase II. The coding region runs from base 1 to 339 and encodes 112 amino acids. The record is from RefSeq and is a predicted model, not a curated record. Gene Ontology annotation, molecular function: protein dimerization activity; DNA-binding transcription factor activity, RNA polymerase II-specific; RNA polymerase II cis-regulatory region sequence-specific DNA binding.
AUGCUCAGUCCUGACCGGCCCGAGCCCGAGCUGCACUGGGGACAAACAGACACAGAGACCCCGUUGGACGAUGUUCAGUGUGGCUCCAUGUCAGCCGAGCCCGUGCACGUGCCCGCCCUCAGCAGGGAGGAGAAGAGGCGGAGGAGGCGCGCGACGGCUAAAUAUCGAUCCGCGCACGCCACCAGGGAGCGGAUCCGUGUAGUGGCCUUCAACUUGGCCUUCGCAGAGUUGAGAAAACUGCUCCCAACGAUCCCACCAGACAAAAAGUUGUCCAAGAUUGAGAUCCUGCGACUCGCGAUUUGUUACAUCUCCUACCUCAACCACGUGCUGGAUGUUUAG